CACAUUCUAAAAGAGAAAAUUUUAUGAAAGGGAGGAUUUAUUUAAGUUCAAAUAAUAAGUUUGAUUUAACGGAUUUUGGUAACAUACCCUUCGUUAACCCUUAAGUGAUUCAGAUUCCUUUAGAAGUUGAAAGAUUCAUUUCUCAAUACAACGGUCAGGAUUCAUUAAGGGGGCGGGAAAAUAAGUUGCUCCCAUCUUUCCAUGCUCUCUCAAAUUUCUUAUGAUGAAUUCAAUAAUGAAGAUCUCUUAUAGUCAAAUAUUAAACAUCAAAAACAAUGUUGGCUUUCCUCCCCAAAACCACUUAUCAAAUGAUCAAUGUUCCCAUGAAUUUGAAGGAAUAACCAUUGAUGAACUACCACACAUCCCCUUACUCUUACAAAAAUCAAGUGCAAGAUCAAACACAUCAAUGCACGAUGAGCUUCGACACUUUAGAAGAUGCUUAAAAUGGUGUGCACUUGAUCUCUCUUCUUCCUUUGGCAAAAACAUAUCUUACCUCACCUUUGUCAUCCUCGCAAUAAUCAUCCCUAUCCUAACCUCAAUAUCAACUGAAAUCCCAUCUUCAUCUUCUUCAUCAGAGAAGCCCCUUUCAUUCAACAAGCUAGUCCAACUCCCUGAAUCCGGAUUAGCCUUUAUCGGGUUCUUAACAUUAUAUCGAUUCUUCAAAGAAUAUGGCCUUAGACAACUACUAUUUCUUGAUGGUCUUAACAAUGAUUCAUUAGAUGUUCAACUUGGUUACAAGUUUCAAGUUGAUAAAGCUUUUAGGAAACUAGCUUACAUUCUUCUCCCCUCUUUUCUUGUUGAAUUUGUGCAUAAAAUACUCUUCUUGUCAACCGUUGUUGUAUCGUUUCCUGUUGUUGGUGUUUUUAGAAUGAAUUCAAUCAUGUUUAUAUUAGGGUUGAUAUCAUGGGUGUAUAGAACAGGUGUUUUCUUGCUUGUUUGUGUUCUGUUUCGGCUAACAUGUGAGCUUCAAAUACUUAGGCUAGAGGGACUAAGGCAUAUGUUCGAAUGUGGGUCUGAACCUUCUGCUAUAUUCUUAGAGCAUCGUAGGAUUAGGGAUCAAUUCUAUGUUACUAGCCGCAGAUUUUGGUUCUUCAUUGUUGGCUGUUUAGUCACCAUAACAGUUAGUCAAUUGGGUGCUCUUCUCAUGGUUUUGGCCUACAAGUCUCAGAAGAAUUUCUUGAACUCUGGUGAUCUUGUGGUAUGUUCAGCAAAGCAAUUGAGUGGAUUCUUCUUAUGUUUGAUGGGAGCAGCAAGAAUAACACAUAGAGCUCAAGGCAUUGUAUCGGUGGCUACACGGUGGCAUAUGCUUAUAACUAGUUGUUGCAGAGAAUGUGAUGGUACAAAUCUCAGCAAAGAUGAGACUCCACCAAUAACAGAUACAUCUCCAACACCCAAUAAUGGCUCUUUGAAUCAAAGGUUGGAUGACUUUGAUCAGUGCUCGUUAGAAGAUGCUGUUGUCAAAGGCUCAAGGGAUACCCAUUCCUUUCAAACCAGACAAGCUUUAGUGGCAUACUUGCAGCAUAACAAUGGUGGGAUAACACUGUUCGGAUUCGCGCUUGAUCGUGGAAUGCUACACACAUUAUUUGCGUUUGAAUUCUCACUAGUUCUUUGGAUUUUAAGUAAGGCAAUUGUACUAUCUUGAAUAAUAAAUUAAUCUCCUGAGUGAACUUGAACAACAACUCAAGUUUGUAGCUCCAGAUAUAUGACUUCUUGUUGUUGUUGAAUGUAUUUACUCAUCGAUUAUAAAUAGUAGUCAUGUAAAUUUUGUCAUUAA
Messenger RNA from Spinacia oleracea (spinach), 1774 nucleotides. RefSeq lists its product as uncharacterized. The transcript is spliced from 3 exons. The coding region runs from base 221 to 1642 and encodes 473 amino acids. The record is from RefSeq and is a predicted model, not a curated record. Lineage: Eukaryota; Viridiplantae; Streptophyta; Magnoliopsida; Caryophyllales; Amaranthaceae.